Molecule: messenger RNA, 1239 nt
Organism: Pipistrellus nathusii (Nathusius's pipistrelle)
Lineage: Eukaryota; Metazoa; Chordata; Mammalia; Chiroptera; Vespertilionidae
Source: the annotation of a GenBank genome assembly
AUGAUGCUGGCGUCGGUGCUGGGAAGCGGCCCCCGGGGGGGCCCUCCCCUCCGGCCCUUCCUCGGGCCGGCACUCCUGCUCAGGGCCCUCUCCACAUCGGCCACCGACACUCACCACGCGGAGAUGGCGAGGGAGCGCUCCAAGACGGUCACCUCCUUUUACAACCAGUCCGCCAUCGACGUGGCCGCGGAGAAGCCCUCAGUCCGCCUCACUCCGACCAUGAUGCUCUACUCCGGCCGCUCUCAGGAUGGCAGCCACCUUCUGAAAAGUGCCCGGUACUUGCAGCAAGAGUUGCCAGUGAGGAUCGCUCAUCGCAUCAAGGGCUUCCGCAGCCUGCCUUUCAUCAUUGGCUGCAACCCCACCAUACUGCACGUGCACGAGCUGUACAUCCGUGCCUUCCAGAAGCUGACAGACUUCCCUCCGAUCAAGGACCAGACAGAUGAAGCCCAGUACUGCCAGCUGGUGCGGCAGCUGCUGGACGACCACAAAGAUGUGGUGACCCUCCUAGCUGAGGGCCUGCGUGAGAGCCGGAAGCACAUAGAGGACGAGAAGCUUGUUCGCUACUUCCUGGACAAGACGCUGACUUCCAGGCUCGGGAUCCGCAUGCUGGCCACGCAUCACCUGGCACUGCAUGAGGACAAGCCUGACUUUGUCGGCAUCAUCUGCACUCGCCUCUCGCCAAAGAAGAUUAUUGAAAAGUGGGUGGACUUUGCCAGACGCCUGUGUGAGCACAAGUACGGCAAUGCCCCCCGCGUCCGCAUCAAUGGCCACGUGGCUGCUCGGUUCCCCUUCAUCCCCAUGCCGCUGGACUACAUCCUGCCUGAGCUGCUCAAGAAUGCCAUGAGAGCCACGAUGGAGAGUCACCUAGACACUCCCUACAAUGUCCCAGACGUGGUUAUCACUAUCGCCAACAACGAUAUUGAUCUCGUCAUCAGGAUUUCAGACCGGGGCGGGGGAAUCGCUCACAAAGACCUGGACCGGGUCAUGGACUACCACUUCACUACGGCCGAGUCCAGCACCCAGGACCCCCGGAUCAACCCCCUGUUCGGUCACCUGGACAUGCACAGUGGCGUCCAGACAGGACCCAUGCACGGCUUUGGCUUCGGGCUGCCCACGUCGCGGGCUUACGCGGAGUACCUCGGUGGCUCCCUUCGGCUGCAGUCCCUGCAGGGCAUCGGCACGGAUGUCUACCUGCGGCUCCGUCACAUUGAUGGCCGGGAGGAAAGCUUCCGCAUCUGA